Messenger RNA from Rotaria sp. Silwood2, 993 nucleotides. The record is from the annotation of a GenBank genome assembly. NCBI's taxonomy places the organism in Eukaryota, Metazoa, Rotifera, Eurotatoria, Philodinida, Philodinidae.
AUGGGAACAAUACUAGCAACAACAAGCACUACGACACCAGUUUCAACAUCCACGUUCACAGUACCACUACGAGCACCUGCUAUUGAUAUUCAUCCAAAUGCAAGAUGGAUACAGAGUGGUCUCACUGUUGCUGGAGGAAAUCAACAAGGCAAUGAAAGUAAUCAACUCAAUUGGCCACAUGGUUUAUUUGUCGAUGAUGAUCAAACUAUUUAUGUCGCUAAUUGGGGGAAUAAUCGUAUUGUAGAAUGGAAAUAUGGUGCAGCGAGUGGUCAAGUGGUUGCUGGUGGAAAUGGACCAGGAAAUGGAGCUAAUCAGUUAUACUUUCCGGAAGAUGUGAUUGUUGACAAAGAGAGAGAUAGUCUCAUCAUCUGCGACGGUAAAAGAGUGGUUCGAUGGCCUCGUCGAAAUGGUAUUAGUGGAGAAAUACUCAUCUCGAAUAUCUCUUGCACCGGUUUAACAAUGGACGAGACUGGGUCUCUCUAUGUCGCUAAUGGGGAAAAACAUGAAGUGAGACGAUAUAAAAUUGGUGAUAAUGAAGGAACGGUGGUUGCAGGUAGUAAUGGAGCAGGAAAUCGUCUUGAUCAACUUAAUAAUCCCUACUACAUAUUUGUCGAUCGAAAUCAUUCAGUAUACGUGUCUGAUUUGCUAAAUGAUCGUGUGAUGAAAUGGGAAGAAGGUGCAAAGCAAGGCACUGUUGUAGCUGGUACUCAAGGACAAAAAAAUGGUGUUCAAGAAGUGUUAUGGCCUCUAGGAAUUGUUGUCGAUCAAUUGAGCACUGUUUAUGUAGCUGGUCGAAAUAAUCAUCAAAUUAUACGUUGGCCAAAAGCGGCCACACAAGGAAGUAUCAUUGCUGGUGAAGGUUAUAUCGGAGAAGAAUCGAAUCAAUUCAAAGGUCCCAUUGGGUUGUCAUUUGAUCGCUAUGGCAAUCUUUAUGUUGUUGAUAACGGCAAUCAACGCGUACAAAAAUUCUUAAUCGAACAGCCGACAGAAUAA